Messenger RNA from Fopius arisanus, 1642 nucleotides. Its product is annotated as prion-like-(Q/N-rich) domain-bearing protein 25. The record is from RefSeq and is a predicted model, not a curated record. The transcript is spliced from 8 exons. The coding region runs from base 461 to 1531 and encodes 356 amino acids. Lineage: Eukaryota; Metazoa; Arthropoda; Insecta; Hymenoptera; Braconidae.
GCCGCAACAAGCGGCAACAAGCUGAAAAUUAUUUAACAAAUACACGCUAUUUUACCAUUAAUUCUAUCUUCAUUCAAUUUUAUUUUUAAGAAUAUUCUAUUCAUUAUAAUGUCGCGAUCACGUCCGUAUAUCAAAAAGCGUUCAAGGACAGUCGAAUUACAUACAGACAUUCUUCGGGUAAAUACAAUGUUAAGUACACAAUAAAGCCGUAAUACAACCGUGAAAAAUUGCGUAACGCAAAGUGAAUUCGAUUAUACGCAUCACGUUAAACGUUGUUAAUUAUUUUGUUAAUAGUGACGUGUUAAUUUAUCAAUGUGUCUCAUGGUGCCCUUGUUUACACAGGAAUAAUGACGAUUGAGUUUGAAAAUUGAUUGAUGCAUUGUUUGGGUGAUAUUUAAUCGGGGAGAUGAUGAGUGUUUGUGAGUUUAGCGAAAACACAUGAAAAGGAUAAUUAAGACUAAUGAGGCAUAUCAGUGUUUUUGCAUUAGCCUUGCUUCACAACAUCGCUGCGAGUUCAUGUCUGGCUGUUUCCCUCAUUUUUAAACAUGUCUAUCCCUGCGCUGAUCGAACUCUUCAUUCUCAAGUGACGAUGGCCAGUUGCACUUACGAUAAGGACUGCACCGAAAACGCAUAUUGCUGGAAUCAUGAGACUUGUUACUGCAUGGAGGGAUAUUUGGUGAACAGGAAUCAAAGCGCCUUAGAAUGUCUCAAGAUUGCUUCGGAAAUUGGUGACCCGUGCACUUUGGAUGUGCAGUGCCAUGUGACCUUCACCGCUCAAGCAGAAUGCCGGAAUAAUAUUUGCGUUUGCAGCGAGGGAUCCCAUUACGAAUCGGAGUCCAAAAGAUGUUAUGAAUCGAUAGGAAUUGGGCACAUGUGUCAGACUUCUUAUAACUGUCACAUCAGUGAUGGAUCUCCAAGCUUCUGUGUCGAUGGUUUCUGCAGGUGUCCACGACAGCAUCAUCCCAACGGAAAAGAAUGCCUGAAAAGUGCUUUUCUAGGGGAUCAAUGCAGUAUCGAUGAUGAAUGUUUUGAUUUGCAUUCUCAUUGUACUGGAACGUGUACUUGCAAAGUUGGAUACGUUCGGUCCAGUGAUGGGAAACAAUGUCUGAAAGCCGCAGAAUCGAUGGGUGAUCCAUGCAUCGAGGAUUCUCAGUGUACCGCAUCUCUCAGAAAUUCCAAGUGUGGGGAUGAUAAUACGUGUACUUGUUUAGUAAAUUUGAAACUCCGGGGCUCUUCCUGCUUCCGAAAACUCAAUUCUCAGAUGCUCGGCAAAGGAUGCGUAAAUCGCGCCCAAUGUGUUGAGCCCACAAUUCCUGAAACUGCUCUCGAUGAAACGGAUGUGACGAAUGUUGAUUGCAUUAAUGGACGUUGUUCUUGCGCUGUGGGCUACACUCAAACGGAAGCAAUGGACGAUUGCAUCAGAUUCAGCGAAAAUGGUACAUCAAAGUCAAAGAAUGCAUCAGUUUCACUCCUCUUCUCUUCAAUACUCAUUUAUUUGGCACAUUUAAAUCAGGGCUGUAAUAAACAAUAAAAAAAUAAUGAAAUCAAAAUAACGCCAUGUUUAAUUGCGUCCACGAUAUUGAAAUUGAUCAAUCACUUAUCUUAUUUAAUUAUUUUUAGGGAAUUUCAUGCCUAUUUUUCU